This is a messenger RNA of Racocetra fulgida, 354 nucleotides long. NCBI's taxonomy places the organism in Eukaryota, Fungi, Glomeromycota, Glomeromycetes, Diversisporales, Gigasporaceae. The record is from the annotation of a GenBank genome assembly.
GCAAUAUGGUUAGUGAAAGCUGCAUGGGAUGCUAUAAGCACAGAAACUUUAAAAAAUUGUUGGCGUCAUACUGGAAUCUUACCUAGCCAACAUCUUGUUAAAAUUUUCUCAGAAUUGGAACCAAAGCCUAAUAAAGACCCUGAAGCUCAAAUCAUUCAAAUUCCUGAAAUUAUUACAACUCAACAUGAGGCCCAAGAAGUUAUUGACCUAACUGAAGACCCCCACCUUCGACGACUCACCCAAGACUAUCUUGAUGAUGAUGAGCCUAUUGAGACUGAAGAAGCUUUGGAUGAUGAACGAAUCAUAGAAUUGGUUAAAAACCCAAUUGUUAAUGAUAAUAGGUCUGAUGACCAA